Messenger RNA from Scleropages formosus (Asian bonytongue), 2393 nucleotides. Its product is annotated as prolyl 4-hydroxylase subunit alpha-2-like. NCBI's taxonomy places the organism in Eukaryota, Metazoa, Chordata, Actinopteri, Osteoglossiformes, Osteoglossidae. The transcript has 15 exons. Bases 317 to 1999 code for a protein of 560 amino acids. Gene Ontology annotation, molecular function: protein binding; L-ascorbic acid binding; iron ion binding. The record is from RefSeq and is a predicted model, not a curated record. Gene Ontology annotation, biological process: peptidyl-proline hydroxylation to 4-hydroxy-L-proline. Gene Ontology annotation, cellular component: endoplasmic reticulum.
UUUAUGUACAAUACAGGAAUAGCAGCUGUGUAAAGGCUCAUCUGGGCAUGAUGAGAAAGUUAUGCUGCAUGAACAUUUACACCUUAUGUGAGCCUUAGAGAUCAUGGGCAAAGUGAGUCCAUAAGAAAUGAGUUUUCAGACCCUUUUUAAAUGUGGACAGAGCUUCAGCAGUCCCGAGUGAGGGAGGAGGCCAUUCCACCAUAACAGAGCCAGUACUGACUUUUGUGGUGUGAGUUACAAAUGUGUGUUGAGUUAUAUGAGCUGCAGAAGAAUGUAACUUUUUUUUUUUAAUUUAAUUACAGGUUUUUCUACGCUUAUGAGGAUGAUGAAGAGGAGGACUUUUUUGCUCAUCUUUGGCCUGCUUUUGCUCAUGUCCCCCUCGGAGGCAGAGGUGUUCACCUCAAUUGGGCAAAUGACGGACUUGAUAUACACCGAGAAGGAGCUGGUUCAGUCUCUCAAAGAGUAUAUCCAAGCAGAGGAGGCCAAGAUAGCUGCGGUCAAAAGCUGGGCAGACAAGCUGGACAUGCUGACGCAAGCCUCCACGGCCGACCCCGAGGGCUACCUGGCCCACCCGGUCAACGCCUACAAGCUGGUCAAGCGCCUCAACACGGUCUGGUCCGAGUUGGAGAGUCUGGUGCUGCAGGACCCAUCUGAUGGGUUCAUUUCCAACAUCUCUGUUCACCGUCAGCAUUUCCCCGAUGAAGAAGAUGAGAAGGGUGCAGCCAAGGCCCUGAUGCGCCUGCAGGACACGUAUAGACUGGACUCGGAGAGCUUCUCCAAGGGCAAACUGCCAGGUGUGCGGUACAGUGCCCUCCUGACUGUGGACGAUUGCUUCGACAUGGGUAAAACGGCGUACAAUGACGCAGAUUACUACCACGCGGUGCUGUGGAUGCAGCAGGCCCUCCGGCAGCUGGACGCAGGCGAAGAGGCCAUAGUCUCCAAGGUCGACUUGCUGGACUACCUCAGCUACUCCGUCUAUCAGAUGGGUGACCUUCCUCGAGCCAUAGAACUCACAAGGCGCAUGGUCGCCCUUGACCCAACCCAUGAGAGGGCUGGAGGGAACCUGCGUUAUUUCGAGAGGCUGCUGUCCAAAGAGCUGCGGGAGAGUGAGAAGAGCAAGCCUGAGCCGUCCAUGGAGAAACCCAUCGACUUGUCCACGUAUGAGCGUCCGCGUGACUACCUGCCUGAGAGGGAGACCUACGAGGCCCUGUGUCGCGGAGAAGGAGUGAACCUGACCCCGAAGAGACGCAGCCGCCUCUUCUGCCGCUACCAGAAUGGCAACAGGAAUCCCCGGCUGCUCUUGGCGCCCAUGAUGGAGGAGGAUGAGUGGGACAGCCCGCACAUUGUCCGCUUCCUGGAUGCCCUGUCUGAUGCCGAGAUGGAGAAGAUCAAGGAGUUGGCAAAGCCUAGGCUGGCGAGGGCCACUGUGAGGGACCCAAAAUCAGGUGUUUUGACUACAGCCAAUUACAGAGUGUCUAAAAGUGCCUGGCUGGAAGAGGACAUCGACCCUGUUAUCACUCGCGUCAGCCAGAGGAUAGAGGAUCUCACAGGCCUGACGGUGGACACAGCCGAGCUGCUCCAGGUUGCAAAUUAUGGUGUUGGAGGCCAAUAUGAACCACAUUAUGAUUUUUCAAGGCGUCCUUUUGACAGCAACCUCAAGACUGCUGGAAAUAGGCUUGCCACUUAUCUGAACUACAAAGAUGAGCCUGAUGCUUUCAAAUCGUUAGGCACUGGAAAUCGUGUGGCUACUUAUUUAAACUACAUGAGUGAUGUAGAAGCAGGAGGGGCGACGGUUUUCCCAGACUUUGGUGCUGCCAUCUGGCCCAGAAAGGGAACAGCAGUCUUCUGGUACAACCUGUUCAGAAGUGGCGAGGGAGACUACAGGACGAGGCACGCAGCUUGUCCUGUACUUGUAGGGAGCAAAUGGGUGGCAAACAAAUGGAUCCAUGAGCGUGGACAGGAGUUCCGGAGACCGUGUGGUUUGACGGAGGUGGACUGAGCUUUACCUGUACGUGGCCACAGUCCAUAUCGUGUGCUCCUUCUGCAUCGGACCGUGAGCUUUAUGGCUGUACCCACCCAUAUUCCCCUUGAACUAGGGUGAUGAACCGACGAUUGAACCAGCAGAGCCAGAAGAUUGAAAUAAAGUCUUACCAUCUUAUUGUCUGAUUUUGUCUUAACACUGGUGCUCCUAUGAUGGUACAUUUUAAACAUAAAUCAUGCCCAUGAAAGUCAAAUUAGAUGCUUUUACAUCUGGUUUUCCAGAUGCUGUCAGAAAAGGUGCUCAUUCCACUACCCAUUGAGUUUUAUUUAUAACCAGUGUAAAUUACUGUACAAAUGUUUGUCGCAGUGUUGAAAUGUUUAAAGGUAAAUUUUAAUAAAUGUGUUUUGAUACA